Molecule: messenger RNA, 774 nt
Organism: Suricata suricatta (meerkat)
Lineage: Eukaryota; Metazoa; Chordata; Mammalia; Carnivora; Herpestidae
Gene: MALSU1
Product: mitochondrial assembly of ribosomal large subunit 1
Exons: 4
Coding region: 47-745 (232 amino acids)
Biological process (GO): negative regulation of ribosome biogenesis; negative regulation of translation
Cellular component (GO): mitochondrion
Molecular function (GO): ribosomal large subunit binding
Source: RefSeq, a predicted model, not a curated record
GGCUCCAUUAAGACCCGCCCCCGUGAAUUGUCGAGUGGCCGCCGUGAUGGGCCCUUGCAGUCGUGUGGCGUGGCGACUCGGGUCGCUGCUAUGGUGCAGGGCCCUUUCCUCGGGAGCUGGGCCCUCGGCGGGCGCGGGCCCCCGGCUUGGGCUGCUGGCCGCGGGGCGGCCUAAGGCGGGACCGGCGCUCGGCCGGGCCUGUCUGACUCUCGACCACGCGCGCGGCCUGCACGGCCGACCCGGCAUGGAGGAGCGGGCUCAGGGGGCCGCCAGUGAGGGACACCCGGAGUCAGGCACCGCAGAUCAUACUGGUCCCAAGUUUGACAUCGAUAUGCUGGUUUCACUCCUGAGGCAAGAAAAUGCAAGAGACAUUUGCGUGAUCAAGGUUCCUCCAGAAUUGAAAUAUACAGAUUACUUUGUGAUCGGUAGUGGAAUGUCUACCCGACACUUGCAUGCCAUGGCCUACUACAUUGUGAAAAUGUACAAAUACCUGAAAUGUAAAAGCGAGCCUCAUGUGAAGAUCGAAGGGAAGGAUGCUGAUGACUGGCUCUGUGUGGACUUUGGCAGCAUGGUGAUUCAUUUGAUGCUUCCAGAAACCAGAGAGACCUAUGAAUUAGAGAAAUUAUGGACCCUACGUUCUUAUGAUGACCAGUUAGCUCAAAUAGCGCCGGUGACGCUACCCGAAGACUUCAUUCUGGGAAUAGAGGAGGACACUUCAUCCCUGACUCCAGUGGAGUUCGAAUGAGAAUAAAAUAUUAACUGUUUUAGUCAUUA